Molecule: messenger RNA, 2505 nt
Organism: Solenopsis invicta (red fire ant)
Lineage: Eukaryota; Metazoa; Arthropoda; Insecta; Hymenoptera; Formicidae
Product: barH-like 1 homeobox protein
Exons: 3
Coding region: 621-1301 (226 amino acids)
Biological process (GO): regulation of DNA-templated transcription
Molecular function (GO): DNA binding; DNA-binding transcription factor activity, RNA polymerase II-specific
Source: RefSeq, a predicted model, not a curated record
AAUCGCGACGCCAGAAUUUCACUUCCUCACCCCCCUAUCCCAGUCCCUGCGAACCAAUCGGGGAAGCACGCCGCUGGAGUGAGCAUGGCGCUUCCACCCCCAAAAUGGCUGCGAAAUCGCGCGCGCAUUAGACAGCCCGUUCAAAAUAAACGGGCGGAUUAAUUCGAGGAAGUCACGGAAGCGACAUGGAGGAUAAGCGAGCGCAGGGACUGCGCCCCCACCCCCUUGUAUAUCAUCCCUUUUCAACCGCGUAUUAACUUCCAGAUCCAGUUGAUACACGCGUGUCUCCAGGUCUCCACCCCCCCGUGAUAGUCGGUGCACCGCACUCCGCAGUGUGGUGUACCGGGGGUUUGGACAACUGCAAGUUUCCGCAGGUCGGCUCGGCCGCAGUGGCCGUCGCGUCGGUACGACGCAGAAAGACGUAGAACGACGCCGAAUAUCCGUAUAGUAGUCAAUAGUGUAAUGAAAGUCGCGAAUUUUCCUACGGUGUGUGUUCGCACGAUUCGUGCUAAAUUGUCGCGCUGUUAAUUAUUGUCAUUUUGUCGAGGAGAAUACAACUUUUCAAUUGGCAAUCGACGAUCGUGAGCAUCGCGAGUACACCACUAGCUUCGUUGACGACAAUGAUGCAAGAGCACAAAUCCUUUCUGAUUAGAGAUCUUUUGGGGGAUGUAUUGGCUGAUCGAGUUCAAGAAGACUCGGGGGACGAUUCGGCGGUCCAUUCGGAUUCCGAAGACACCAUCGAUCCUGGCAGCAGUCCUUGCACGCGCCUAGGAAGUCCUCCACCGGCGCUCUCGCCGUCGCCCGGUCCGGCGAGCACGUCUGGAAAAUCUUGCGCGGUGAUUGCCAAUAGUGCACCACCAACCGGUAGAAAACCGCGAAGACGACGAACCGCUUUUACUCACGCUCAGUUGGCUUACCUCGAGAGGAAGUUUCGUUGCCAGAAAUAUCUCAGCGUGGCGGACCGUAGCGACGUCGCGGAUGCUUUAUCGCUCUCGGAGACCCAAGUGAAGACUUGGUAUCAGAAUAGGAGGACAAAAUGGAAGCGACAGAAUCAGCUGCGAUUGGAACAGCUGCGUCAUCAAGCCACCGUCGAAAAGGAUCUUUUGGUGCGCAGUGUGGGUCUUCAUCACGGUAACAUAGAUGCUUACUGUUCACCCUACAACUCACAAACGCAAACCAGCCAUCCGCCACCGCCGCCGCCGCCGCCACCGGCACCAUCCACCGCCUCCACGGCGGCGUUUCUCUCCACGGCGGCCGCACUCUUCCGAAAUGUCACCUAUGUUCACGGCUGCCCCCUCUAACACCCUCACGCGUAAUCGAGAUGGCGUAAUCUCGAGUCGUCACAUUUCCAGAUCAGAGCGAGCGAUUUAGCUCGGAUGAAACAUUUCGACCAACUAUUUGUGCCGUGAGUGCUGAACUAAUAGUGUUGAUAAAAAUCUUACAUUUAUCUUUUAUUAUUUCAAAAGUUUCAAAUUUUUAGUGAAUUGUUUGAAAGAUUUAUAUUAACAAGUCGUUUUAUGUAGUACACUACUGUUCUUUUCUCUCUUCGCGUUAUACAUAUCUUUCUUACAAUGUUACGUUUAACAUUUGGAUAUUGAUUUAGUUUGAAGAUUUAGUUUUUUCUUUUUUUUUUCAAUGAAAAGGAAAGAUAAAAAAAUAUAUAAAUUAUUAAAAUUAGAAAUAUUAAAAUUAUAAUUUAUAAAUCCUAUGUUAAUUAUACGUUAAUUAUACAGUUAAAUAUCAGCGCGUUGAGUGUUAUAAUUUUUUUUGUUAUUUGCUCGAAAUGUACUAUAUAAUAGUUUUCUUUCACGUGUUUCUUUUUGCAUGUCAGACAUUAAACGAAAAUCAAACAAAAAUGUAAAUAUGUAAUUACGAAAUUUCAGUAGUCGUAGCAGCUUAUCUUUCACAUACCAUAUUUAAUGACUAUUUUAUGGAGAUUUACAUCUCAUCUCUGAAGAAUAGCACAAUUUCCACAGUCGAUACUACAUGUAUAAUAAUGCAGCAUCGCGUUAUCCCAUACACCACAGAAUAUUCCAGCAAUGUCGCAGCAAUACUUUUAACGUUUCUCUGCAAUAUUACCGAAACGUUCAGUGUUGUAUGGCUAUUAUACGUCACCAUAGAUGAUGUAAUACAUAUAUUAAUAUUGCAUUUGAAAAGUAAAUGAGAAAAGCAGCUGUUUCACCAUGGAAGGAAGAACAUGCGUUGUAACUUUACAAUAUUUAAAUUGGACCUAAGCGUACAUAUUUUUAUUGACGCUAUUUAAAAAUUUACGCAAUUUAAUAACAAAUUUAAUUCGUAGAUAUUUUAGCAUCUUAGCAGUGUAAUCUCGACGUGUGCGAGUGAACAUAACGUUAUUAUCUAAUGUGCAAUGUUUCAGCAUGUAUGUAAGACAAGCGCAAUUAUCUCCAGUAAUUUGGUUAUUGUUAUUCGUCAUCGAUAAUCUAUCGAUUACUUUUUUUCGAGACAGAAAACUAUUGUAGAUGAAUAAAUUAUUAUUAAAACUCA